Messenger RNA from Linderina pennispora, 1803 nucleotides. RefSeq lists its product as uncharacterized. Bases 1 to 1803 code for a protein of 600 amino acids. Gene Ontology annotation, cellular component: extracellular region. The transcript has 6 exons. Gene Ontology annotation, molecular function: chitin binding. Lineage: Eukaryota; Fungi; Kickxellomycota; Kickxellomycetes; Kickxellales; Kickxellaceae. The record is from RefSeq and is a predicted model, not a curated record.
AUGAAAACCGCGCUCCUCUGCACUGCCUUGGUUACCCUAGUUACCCUGGUCUCGCCUGCUGCUGCCGCCGACGAUGUUUGCAAGGGCCAUACAGGCAAGGACACAGUUGGCAAACCGUUUGCCCAUCCAACAAUCUGCGACAAGUUCAUCACGUGUGGGUCUGACAACAAGCCCUAUGUUGGGGACUGCCCGGCCGGGACUUAUUACGACACCAAGCUGACGACGUGUACCCAGGGCGCAAAGUCGGCGUGCGGUGACCGCAAGGCCCGGCGCCCAGUAGCAUCAGCAGCACCGGGCUGGCGUAGCAAGGUGCAGCAGUCGAUUCUGGCAAACCGGCGAAACCAGCUUGUUCUUGGGCUGGUGGUGAUGCUUGUUAUCUUGCACGGUUUUCUGCUGCCAUUCAGCGACUCGCAUCCGCCGCCGCCGCCAGAGCUCGCAGAGCUCGCAGAGCUGGGCGAGGACACAACCGGCGACACGCCACCCGCGGCCGGCCCCAACAGCCCCAGCGGCGGCAACAGCCGAGCCAGCAGCGGCGGACUCAGCAAGCUCUGGAACGGUGUGCUCAGUCUGGGGAAGCAUGGCCCACAGCCUACCUGCAGUCAGCUGCCAGUCCCGGACGACUUUUGGUACUUGUCGGGACCGCCGACAGUCAAGCUGGCUCCGCUCAAGCGGGCGCUGAGUCCUGGUCGACAGCGUCUGCGUGCGCGUGGUGCCAAGCUGAAAGCGACACCGGAUUUGCGUAACCACGACCGCGAAAGCGUGCACAUCUAUGAGGCCGAUGGCAUUCUGGAGCACCGCAAUGCAGAAUGGAACCCUGAGAUUCCAAUGAAUCCGCUUCCCUACGAUGCCGAGCCGCUGGAGGUCAGCGGGGAGAGCAAAGUGACGGUUGUUGACGACCCAGAGAGCCCAUACAGCCUGCAUAACUACUUAUCGCUGCCACUAUGCACUCGCGACCUGCCAUUCAGCGCAGCGGUUGUCCCAGGGUCGGACAAUCACGGCAGGGUCUGGCUGCCGUACUCGUGUCGGAUGCGCCGUGUUCCUUACGAGGAAUUCGUGGGCUGCCUCCGUGAAAAGUACCCGCUGACGCACUGGUAUGGCGACUCAAACACGCGCCGCUCGUUGAAGAAGAUCAGCACGCUGGGCAAGUGGUGCAGUCUGCCCGAGGAGCAGUUCACGCGCGAGUGCAUCUGCGAGGACCAGCGCGAGCCGCUGGGCGGCAUGAGCGACACCAGCGAGUACGAGUUCCGGCCGGGCAACAUUGGCCACCACGGAAACGACAGCGUGCGCAUUUUCUUCCACAAGUGGGACGGCCUUGUCACAAUCAACAAGCCGCAUUGGGACAUGGACAUGGUGCCCGAGUAUAUCAACCCGUACGGCAGCCCGGAUCUGCUGAUUAUUGCGCUGACCAACUGGGACGCGGCGUUUUCCACGUUUGUCGAGUUCUCGCGCGAGCUGUCCAAGAUGAUCCAGCGCGUCGACGGGAUGUACGCCAACUCGACUGAUAUCUUGAUCCGCACAGGCCAGUACUUUUGCUGCAGCGCAGACAUGACCUCCUGGCACCGCCGCUUCACGCGCGACCGGAAUAGGCUCUUUGACAAGCAUGUGCUCGACCAGUUCCGCGACUACUUUGGCGACCGACGCAAGGUCUCGCUGUGGGAUGUCGCAUCCGUUACCGAGUCUCGGCCGCUGAGCGCCCGUAAAGAAGCGCAGACAUGUGUGUCCAACCAUGUCAGGUCAGAGGUGGUUGAGGUCGAAAACCAGCUGCUGUUUAAUGCAAUGUGCAAUUGGCGGGCAGAUGACUGA